AUACCUUAGACAGGCGCUCGGCGGGACCUUCUCCAGAUAGAUCUGGUCCUUCGUGCGUUCAGCAUCUCUCCGGUUCAGUUCCUUCGAAUGGUGGUCCGGUGUUGGCUUUUUUGAGUAGUGACCCGUGUGCUCCCAGAGUGUUUCCCUUCGCCACCGCCGCCUUUCGUCGUGGUCAGCGUUACGUUCCGUUGGUGUUUGAGGAGCGUAAAAGUCUAUACAUAGGAGCCAAUUGGGAUCGACGCGCCUCAGUUGGUUUUGAACAGUGAUUUGAUCAACAUGGGCGACUCGGACUGGGGCCUAGAACGACUAACUAAUGGGCUGAAUUGUACUCCACCUGCGAUAGAGGACUUCCCGCCUGAUUUGUUCACAGUGCAACAGAGACAGAACGGGGCCAUAGUGUUACACGCACUUGCUAGUUUAUAUUUAUUUGUAGCUUUGGCUGUAGUAUGUGAUAAGUAUUUUGUACCUGCCGUCGAAAAAAUAUGCCACGCGUUAAAUAUGUCAAACGACGUGGCAGGAGCGACGUUCAUGGCUGCGGCGACUUCAGCGCCCGAACUGUUCGUCAACGUCAUUGGGACGUUCAUCACCGAGGGCGACAUCGGCGUUGGCACCAUAGUGGGGUCAGCGGUAUUCAAUAUCCUGGCAGUGGCUGCCUGCUGUGGGAUCGGUGCUGGAAUGGUAGUUCCACUCGAUUGGUGGCCGCUGACGAGAGACUGCCUUGCCUAUGGCAUCACGGUGGCCAUACUGAUCUGCAUUAUCCACGACGAACGGGUCGAGUGGUAUGAGGCGCUGAUACUGGUGCUGCUGUACAUCGUGUACAUUGCUGUGAUGUACUACGACAAGGCGUUCCAGAAGUGUGCCAGAGAUGGGCUCAAACAUGCACGCACACGCAGGUCACAGGAUGCAUCUAGUAGUUUAAAAUCGGUAUCCAGUAAAGAUCAAGAAGCAAUUGAUGCGCAUCUUCCGCUGCGAAUCAGCCACUUCCAACAGAAUGGAAAUUUGAAGAACGUUACUCAUAUCGAUGCGAGUAGCCCUGAAUUGACGUCAUCAAAUCUGGAGAUGCAAAUUAAGGCGAUCAGUGGCGGUGGCGGAACAGUGCCUGCACCCGUAGCGGCCCUAGCGGCUGCAACAGUACUCAUCGGCGAUCAGCACCAACAGCAGGGGCAGCAUAAGCAGCAACAAAUCAAGCGGCGGCAUAGUGCCGGAAGUAUGAACGGCACUGCGAGCUUAGAUGAGGACGAUCAACGGCCUCCACCUCCGAGUCCCUCAACUCCGCCGGUUUCGUCUGCGAGUGCGGAAUCUAUGAAGAACUCACUAAACGGGGAUCAUUCGGAGAAGGAUGCCGGAGCGUUGGGAAAUGGGGCAACCGGAGGCGAAUCGGCUGACGUCAGUGACGACAAGGAUGAAGAGUUCCAGUUGUUCAAGUAUCCCUCAGGCCAGAGCAAAUUGCGACAGUUCUCGUGGAUCAUAACGUGGCCGAUCUAUUUGCUGUUUGUCUUUACGAUUCCAAACUGUGCGAAGCCACGCUAUAAGAAAUGGUUCCCAUUGACGUUCAUCAUGUGCAUCGUUUGGAUUGGAUCGCUGUCGUAUGUGGUUGCGUGGAUGAUUACGAUCAUCGGAGAUACGCUCAAGAUACCCGAUUCGGUGAUGGGGAUCACCUUUUUGGCAGCGGGCACCAGCGUUCCUGAGGCCGUAUCCAGCGUAAUUGUGGCGAAGCAAGGUUACGGUUCGAUGGGCAUCAGCAAUUCAAUUGGAUCCAACACUUUCGACAUCUUGCUGUGCCUGGGUCUACCGUGGUUCAUUAAGGCAGCCUUCUCGCCCAUCGAAAAAGGUCAUCACUGGGUAGGAAUCAACUCGGCUGGAUUGGAGUACUCAGCCAUCUCGCUACUGUCGACGUUACUGAUGCUGUAUAUAGCCUUCUGGUUGAAUAAGUUCAGGCUAGAUCGAAGAGUUGGGUACGCGUGCCUUAUCAUGUACGCAGUCUUUUUGAUCCUGGCAAGUUUGAUUGAGUUGAACGUAUUCUUCCCAGUGAAUCUCCCGACCUGUGUGCGGUGAGUGAGUUGUAGGAAACUUUGAGUUGUGUCGAUAAAACGAACGGUUUUUAUCUGCAAAUCUGGCGCUGGGUGGUGCCCAAUUCGAAUUGAUUUUUUACCUUACCUGCUGCUGGUGUCACAUGAUACUCGCGUGACAAACCCGGUCGGGGGGAAUCAUUCGGCUUUUUUUUUGUUGAUGUUGUUAUUGUUGAUAUUGAUACUGUUGGUGCAACUCGAAUUUGGACGACGCCCCGCUGAUUACGGUUAAGAGUGAGUGUGUGUUGAUAAUGAAGAAGACGAAUAAAAAUACAGGGCGGAGCAAAGCAUCCGCAAAGAAAUAUAUAUAUUUCAAUGAACGAUUGAAAGAAAAGUUUUAAAAUGAACCAAAUAUUAGCUGUAUUUGACUUAAUGCCAAGUGAAAACUCAGCACCAAACUCAAAAUAAGAAAUACAUAGAACAGACUAAAAACCUCAUAAAUACCGUACUGAGGAGCAAGCACUAUUGGUUUUUAAUGUACUUGUCACGAACAGCACAUCAGAAGACGUCCAUAAAUGACAUAGCAUUUUAUGACGGUUUUAUCGAUUAUUUCACAAUCCACGCUACAGAAAAGAAAAAAAAAAUGUAAAAAAAAUCGAAAAAAUGCUAC
Aedes aegypti (yellow fever mosquito) is the source of this 2679-nucleotide messenger RNA. It is a transcript of the gene zyd, whose product is annotated as sodium/potassium/calcium exchanger 5. The transcript is spliced from 8 exons. NCBI's taxonomy places the organism in Eukaryota, Metazoa, Arthropoda, Insecta, Diptera, Culicidae. Gene Ontology annotation, biological process: calcium ion transmembrane transport; intracellular calcium ion homeostasis. The coding region runs from base 277 to 2055 and encodes 592 amino acids. The record is from RefSeq and is a predicted model, not a curated record. Gene Ontology annotation, cellular component: membrane. Gene Ontology annotation, molecular function: calcium channel activity; calcium, potassium:sodium antiporter activity.